This is a messenger RNA of Rubroshorea leprosula, 731 nucleotides long. The record is from the annotation of a GenBank genome assembly. Lineage: Eukaryota; Viridiplantae; Streptophyta; Magnoliopsida; Malvales; Dipterocarpaceae.
ACCAAUUCUCUGCAUUCCAAGUAUCAUACUUUGUCUCUUCUUUACAUCUUCCCCAAUGGAUUAUAGUUACUUGCCUACUGCUGCUAACACUAGCUCUUCCUCUUCUAUGACUCGAGCAGGCACAACGGAGAAGAAGAAGGCCGGAAAAAGAAGCAGCGGCGCCAAAGGGACUAUAAAGCUGUCCACUGAUCCACAAAGUGUGGCUGCUAGGGAAAGGAGGCACAGAAUCAGCGACCGAUUUAAGAUCCUGCAAAGCAUGGUUCCUGGGGGGACGAAGAUGGACACGGUGUCCAUGCUGGACGAGGCAAUUCACUACGUGAAGUUUCUCAAGACCCAGAUAUGGCUUCAUCAGACCAUGAUGAACUUUGUCGACGAUGAUCCGGCCGCAGCUCUGUACUGUCCUAGUUCUCUUCCUUGUGAUGAUCUACAGAACUUUUACUCAACUGACAACUUGGUUACUGUAGCACAGCCGCCGCCGGCUCCGCUGCCGCCUUUGCCGGAUUAUGGGUUCCAAGGGGAGCAAAACUACAUGCGCUACGAUACUUACACGAACAAUUAACUUGCUCCUCCUACUCGGAUAAUAUAUAAAAACUACAAAAAAAAAAAAAAAAAGGCUCCUCAUUGGGAGGAGAUAUGUAAUGUUGUUUAGAAUAUUUAGCAAAUUUAAGGAAUGUAAGUCUUGUCUUGCGUAUCUUCAAUCAAGUUAGGUGUAAUUAACAUAAUGUUUUAUU